AUGGUUGCCACCGCACUCGAUGCCACGCCUUCCAACCCGGCUCUCGAGCUCUUCCAGCUCAAGGGCGAGACCGCCCUCGUGACGGGUGGCUCCAGGGGCAUCGGCGCCGCCAUCGCCAUCGCCCUUGCACAGGCGGGUGCAGCCGUGAUCAUCGCUCAGCGGGACGUCAACAACACUGCCACGCGCGACGCAAUCCGUGCCGCCGGUGGCAGUGCCGAAGUUGUGGCCGCCGACCUGGGCGACGUGAGCGACGCCAAAGAGGUCUUUGGUCGUGCGUUGGAUGUGGCCGACGUGUCGAUCCUCGUCAACUGCGGUGGCAUUCUGAGGCGCAACGACAGUGUGGACAUUGAGGUGGACGAGUGGAACAGUGUUCUCGAUGUCAACCUCAACUCGCUCUUUUUCCUCUCGCAGGCGGCAGGCAAGCACUUUAUCCCCAAGGGACGCGGAACCAUCAUCAACGUGGCCUCUCUCAACUCGUUUGUCGGCGGCUCGCGUGUCGCCUCGUACGCGGCAGCCAAGGCGGCAGUCACGAGCCUGACCAAGGCGCUGAGCAACGAGUGGAGCAAGCAUAACAUCCGCGUCAACGCUAUUGCCCCCGGAUCCAUCGCCACAGACAUCAACACGGACCUGCGCGGCAAUCCCGAGUUGUACGCCAACCGCCUCAGUGGCAUUCCCGGGGGCCGCUGGGGCGAGCCGCGCGACUUUGCUGGGCCUGCCGUCUUCCUUGCCUCCCGCGCGAGCCAGUACAUCACUGGAGAGACUCUUAUUGUCGACGGCGGAGCGAUGGGCAAGGGACCAAUCUAA
Messenger RNA from Apiotrichum porosum, 804 nucleotides. RefSeq lists its product as uncharacterized. Bases 1 to 804 code for a protein of 267 amino acids. The record is from RefSeq and is a predicted model, not a curated record. NCBI's taxonomy places the organism in Eukaryota, Fungi, Basidiomycota, Tremellomycetes, Trichosporonales, Trichosporonaceae. The transcript is spliced from 5 exons. Gene Ontology annotation, molecular function: oxidoreductase activity, acting on the CH-OH group of donors, NAD or NADP as acceptor.